UGAAUUAGGUAUAACUCUGUCCCGGUAGCAACUAAGUAAAUAGUUAGAUCGAGGCCGCCCUGUACAGGCUGCGCAUUGCUGUUUAUUAUAGGUGGAUUUCCUUGCUGCCACACGAUCCCUGGAUGGUUAUGCGCAACAUUGAACUUGGAUAGAAUAAAGUGGACUCUGAUCUUCAUGCUUUUCCUCCGAGACUGUUUAUUUCCCCCACCCCCGGUCAGGUGGAGCUGGGGCUGUCAUACUGAGUGACUGGAGCUCAAUCACCUUCAUAUUCUGUAUUGUGUUCUGCUGCUACAUUCUAAACCUGGGUAAAUCCACCUCUCAGAAUUCCACUGGGCAAAUCCACCUCUCGGAACUCCACUGGGCAAAUCCACCUCUCAGAACUCCACUGGGAAAAUCCACCUCUCGGAACUCCACUGGGCUGAAGUAUGUCAGACAGUUGGUGGAAUACAGCUGAAUUUCGUUAGUAUUUUAGUGGCUUCGUUUUUCUUUUAAAUGUCUUUUCGAGGAUGAGCAGGGGUUGCUAUGGAGGCAGAAAGUGAGGUGGAAUUUUCUAACAGUGAUGUCAAGUUCAUUCCAUUGUGGAGGAGAUCGACUCUCCAUCCUCCCCAAGGAGAGGGACUGUAUUAUAGUCGCAGCUCCAGACCAAGACCACAGUCUUACCAGAGUCCGAGUGGAUUGUUAGUUACAGACUUCCCAGUGGAAGACAGAAACUCUUUUACAUUGACCCAGCCUGCAGAGAGGAUUACAAGUUCUCCUGAAGGCAAACUUUUUCAGCACUCUCCCAAUGGAAGACUACCACAAUCCACAUCAUUAUCAUCUCUGGAAUAUAAAAAUGUGGCCGCAAUUCAGAGACGCCCAUCUCAGAUUUUAAAGGUGGUUUCAAAUAACUCCAUUAGUUUUACAGCCAAUGGAAACUUGACCUCGCUAAACCAGAAAUCCAUGGUUUCAAGCCGGAUACCAAGCAAUGUUACUUUAACACCUGAUAAAGAACAGAUUGUUUUUGGAUCACAAACUUAUUAUCCAUCUAAUGGAAUGGUAACAUCUAGUAACAGUAGUCAACCUCUACCCAAACAGGACACGGAUUACUUGCAUUCAGACCCUGCGCCCCUUUCGCCAAAGUCUCCUUUGGAUGAAAAACAACCUCUUCAGAGAAUCCCGUCUAAUUUAGGUUCCCCACUGGAAAAGCAGUCCAUAGUGUUGAGUACAAAUAGUGCUGCUGCAUUGAAAGUGGGUGCACAGCAAAUCAUACCCAAAGGAUUAGCUUCGGAAAUAAAAGUGACCAACAAAUCCGGUGGCACCCAAAGUAGUCAAAAUAUGGAGUCUACUAGAAGGUUGCUGAAGACCCGCAGUAUGGUGGAGACCAGCACCGUGCCGUUAGUGGUAGCUCCAGAUGGUGAAGAAGCAGAACCUGAGGCAGACAGUCCAGGAGCACUGCGGAGGGGUCUUCGAUCCACCUCUUAUCGUAGGGCAGUAGUGAGUGGAAUUGACGUCACUAGUCCAACUGACCGAAAAAAGAAUAACAGAAUGUCUCAGCCAAUUCUCAAAGCAGUUGCUGAGGACAAAGAGAGAUUUUCUAGUUUGGGAAGGAUAAAGAAAAUCUUACGAGGACAAGGAACAUUUGACAGUGAAGAAAAUGCUGUACUGUACCAAAAUUACAAGGAAAAAGCUCUGGAAAUUGAUUCUGAUGAGGAUGCAGAUUCCAAAGAACAUAAAGAAGACCGGAUAAUCAUAGAAUAUAAACCCUUAAGGUCAACGUGGAGUCAGCUUUCAGUGGUCAGGAAGAAUGGCCUGUCACAGAGCAUCACCCAAGAGGAAAGAAAAAGACAAGAGGCAAUGUUUGAAGUCAUAUCUUCUGAGCAUUCGUAUCUACUCAGCCUGGAAAUUUUAAUCCGGAUGUUUAAGAAUUCCAAGCAACUGUCUUCCACGAUGACUAAAACGGAAAACCAUCAUCUCUUCUCCAACAUUACUGAUGUGUGUGAGGCAAGCAAAAAAUUCUUUAAGGAACUUGAAGGAAGACAUCAAAAAAACAUUUUUAUUGAAGACAUUAGCGAUAUUGUCGAGAAGCAUGCAAAGUCAACAUUUGAUCCUUAUGUAAAAUAUUGCACUAAUGAAGUCUAUCAGCAAAGGACACUCCAGAAAUUAAUCUCCACCAAUGCGUCUUUUAAGGAAGCUCUCGGUAAAAUUGAAUCUCACGAAGACUGCAGAAACCUUCCAAUGAUCUCAUUCCUCAUCCUACCUAUGCAGAGAGUUACUCGACUUCCUCUGCUCAUGGAUACAAUCUGCCAAAAAACACCCAAAGAAUCUGCAAGGUAUGAGGCAUGCAAGCGAGCACUGAAGGAAGUUAGCAAGUUAGUCCGUCUGUGCAAUGAAGGAGCGCGGAAGAUGGAAAGGAUGGAGAUGAUGGUCACAAUUAAUUCUCAACUGGAAUUUAAAAUUAAGCCAUUUCCUUUGGUGUCCUCAUCCCGGUGGCUAUUGAAAAGGGGUGAACUCACAGCCUAUGUAGAGGACAAUGGGAUUUUUUCAAAGAGAACCACCAAGCAGCAGGUCUACUUCUUCCUCUUUAAUGAUGUGCUCAUUAUUACAAAGAAGAAAAGUGAGGAGAGCUACAAUGUUAUUGACUAUUCUUUACUAGACCAUCUUGCCGUAGAACAAUAUGACAAUGAAGAGCCAUCAUCUCCACUGAAAAACAGCACUCCAAUACUUUAUUCACGGCAAACAUCAGCAAACCACCUUUUCACGUUAAAUAUUCGGUGCAACUAUGCAACAGAGGAAGUAGAAAUGUUACUUGGUACUGAGACCCUGAGUGACCGAGCGCGCUGGAUCACAGCAUUGGGGCAAAGCAAGGACAAACCAUACACAGACAGAAUGACUUUAACACAAGUGGAAAUUAUAAGAACCUACACUGCAAAACAGCCAGAUGAACUCUCGUUACAAGUUGCUGAUGUUGUUCUUGUGUAUCAGAAGAUUAAUGACGGAUGGUAUGAAGGCGAGAGACUGCGAGAUGGGCAGAGAGGAUGGUUCCUUGUGGAGUGUGCAAAGGAAAUAACUUGUCGAGCCACUAUAGAAAAGAAUAUGGAACGCAUGGGACGCUUGCUGGCACUAGAAACUAAUGUGUAGACAAGGUUUCUCCGCUGAAGGAUUUGCACUACAGUAGCAGCACUGAUUGUGGGAGAGCAGAAAGAGACUAUGACAUAUAUCAAGAUAAGUUCACCUACAAGGAACUUUGUCUUCUAUGAGACCUCAAGCCAUUUCCUACCCAUAAAGAGCUGGAACACAACAAAAUCAUUGCUUAACCGUCCUGUUGUUGUUUUGUUUUUGCUUAGCUUUUUAUACAAGGAAUUCACAAGGGAAACAGAAGUUGUUUUGAGGACUAGUAAGCGCACAGACAGACAUGAAAUAACAAUUGUUUGUUUUAGGCUAUACCAAUUUAAAUGAAGUUAGUUCACCUACUUUAUGAAAAUGUCUGGGAUUGUGUUUUAUAACAUCUCCUUCUCAAAGCUCUGUUCUGCUUGGCGUUGCCACAAAUUUAGGUAAGAGAGAAAUGAAUUCUAAUUUAUUUAGAAUUACUAAAACACAAGCAGUAAUCAUUCCAACUGUGUUCUGCACCUAGGGAAGCACUCUUUAGCAUAAAAUAGGAUUUCGAAGCGUAUUAGCUUUGGAGACUGAAUGCUUGACUUUUAAGCAGCUUUUGAACUUUGAAUGAACUGUAAAGGCUGCAAAAAUUAUUGGCCUCUUAAAGAAAACUUUUGUGAUAGGGAGUUUUGGGAUUUUUAUUUUUUUCCCUAUCAAAUAAGGAUUCUGCUAACAUAAACACUACAUGCCGGAGACUGCCUGAAAUAACCCGGCUUUUCAUAUUUUUGAAGGCCAGGAGUAAAGUCAAGAGUGUAUGGUGCAUUGAAAACAAAGGGUAGUUUUAUGACAGAUAUAUUGAUUUGUUUUGUUAUAAUACAAUACAAAUGAUAGAAAAGUGACUUUUUAAAUUUAUAAAUAAGGCCUCAAUAAUGUUAAGGAUACUAAUGUAAGGAAUAAAAAGUAGCAACAUUUAUCAAAAUAGCAAAGUCUGGAAAAUUCUCAAACUUGGCUAAAUUAACAAUUUAAGCUAUUUUGAUUUAAAAUUUGCAAUCUGUGUUCCAACCACCAGAAUUUAGUGUUGAGUAUAAAAACCCUGAUGUCAUAACUAUUGAAUUCUGGCACCAAAAUAAUCAAUGGGGGGAAAAAAGUAACUGGGUUUGUUAACUAAUCGGCAAAUUGUGAUGAAAUUUAGUUGUAAGAAUUAGGCUGAAAUGACUGUAUUGAAA
Messenger RNA from Pelobates fuscus (common spadefoot toad), 4298 nucleotides. RefSeq names its product Rho guanine nucleotide exchange factor 26 (gene ARHGEF26). The transcript is spliced from 15 exons. Gene Ontology annotation, molecular function: protein binding; guanyl-nucleotide exchange factor activity. The coding region runs from base 523 to 3117 and encodes 864 amino acids. Lineage: Eukaryota; Metazoa; Chordata; Amphibia; Anura; Pelobatidae. The record is from RefSeq and is a predicted model, not a curated record. Gene Ontology annotation, biological process: activation of GTPase activity.